Synchiropus splendidus (mandarinfish) is the source of this 4911-nucleotide messenger RNA. It is a transcript of the gene mid1, whose product is annotated as midline 1. The record is from RefSeq and is a predicted model, not a curated record. NCBI's taxonomy places the organism in Eukaryota, Metazoa, Chordata, Actinopteri, Syngnathiformes, Callionymidae. Gene Ontology annotation, molecular function: protein binding; zinc ion binding. The transcript has 11 exons. The coding region runs from base 872 to 2935 and encodes 687 amino acids.
ACCUUCCCAUCUGGUUUGUCUUGUCAUUACAUUUACAGCCUCUUGAUACGAUCAAAUCUGUCUGAUUUUGAAUUUUGCUCACCGCCUUCCUUCCUUUCAUUGUUCCACACUGAGAGGAAUCAACUGGACAAGCAAGUCGUGAAGACAGUGCACUUAACUCUGGAUCUAACUGAGGACCCUGUCGAUUUUAAAACUAAUUUGGUGCUUCAUUUAAUGAAUCACUUCGAUGCUGAACGUAUAUUACAUGAUGAAAGUUUGAGCCUUGCUUGGUUGUAUGAGCAAAAAUGGAAAUAUACUUGUCCUGGGGAAUUGUCAUUGUGAGUAUAUGAAUAAAAUAUGAUGCAUACAUUGAAAAAUGUCCGUCAGGUAGUUGAUGGUUCAGUGGUUAAACGGUGAAAAUGUUGCUACGACCGAGUGUUUCAUGCUAAAAGGUUAUGAUAACAGACUUUUCAACAUGUACACCGAACAUGAGAGAAACAAAUUAUCUGUACUUACCGGGACAUCAGCCAACACGUAUAAACUGCUCAAUUCAAGACGUGCAAGUAUGAAAAACAACUCUUACUGCAGUUAGAAAGCGAGCCACAAGAUGGCGGCCGUCGAUUGUUUUCCAGUGAGGCGGGCUUGUUGGCGUGUGACGUCAGGAACUGUACAUUGUUUAGAGACGCCGACACUCGCCGAGGGACUUGUCCGGGUCCAAGUCUGCAGGCGGGAUGGUGGAGUGGGAAGUCAGUAGAGUUCCUGUGGCCGAGGAAAGAGCUCCGUGUGCACCUCCCGAGCCACGCAGACGGAAAAUGAGCCGCGGAGCGAUACACACAAAAGCUGAUCAGCUUCCCUGGAUUUCGCUGACAAGCUCAUUUAGUUUUGCCUGAAGAUGGAAACACUGGAGUCGGAGCUGACUUGCCCUAUUUGUCUGGAGCUGUUCGAGGACCCGCUGCUCUUGCCUUGUGCUCAUAGCCUUUGUUUCAACUGUGCCCACCGCAUCCUGGUUUCACACUGCACCCCCAGCGAGACCAUCCAGUCCAUAAACGCCUUUCAGUGCCCGACGUGCCGCUAUGUCAUCACUCUGAACCAGCGGGGCCUGGAAGGACUCAAACGCAACGUGACUCUUCAGAACAUCAUCGACCGCUACCAGCAAGCUUCUUUAAGUGGACCCAACUCUCCCAGCGAGACUCGGCGGGAGCGAGCCGUGCCCGAGAGCCGAGCCAUGUCGUCGCCGAGUGGCAGGGUGCAGUGUCAGUUCUGCGAGCAGGACCCACCGCAGGAGGCGGUGAAGACGUGCGUCACCUGCGAGGUGUCGUACUGCGACGAGUGUCUGAAAGCCACUCACCCCAACAAGAAGCCUUUUACGGGCCACCGCCUGAUCGAGCCGCUGCUGGACUCUCAUCUUCGCGGCCUCAUGUGUCUGGAACACGAGGAGGAGAAGGUCAACAUGUACUGUGUGACGGAUGAGCAGUUGAUCUGCUCUCUGUGCAAGCUGGUGGGUCGGCACCGGGACCACCAGGUCGCUGCUCUCGGCGACCGCUACGACAAGCUGAAGUCUUCAGGCCACUCUCUCUGUGUGGGCCGAGAUCGCUCGCUCCAGGAGGCAGACCAGCAAGCGUUGGACUCCAACCUCAGCAGUCUCAUCAAGAGGACCAGUGAGUUGGAAACGCUGAUGGGCAAACUCAUUCAGACCUGCCAGCAUGUGGAGAUGAAUGCGUCCAGGCAAGAAAACAAGCUGCUCGAAGAGUGCGACGUUUUGAUUAAUAUCAUUCAGCAGCGGAGACAAAUCGUGGCCACCAAGAUAAAGGAAGGGAAGUCCAUGCGGCUGAGGAAGCUGGCGCAGCAGAUCGCCAGCUGCAAACAGUGCAUCGAGAGAUCGUCCUCGCUCAUCGCCCAGGCCGACCAAACCCUGAAGGAGAGCGACCCGGCCCGCUUCCUUCAGUCCGCCAAAAGCAUCUGUGAGAGAGUCUCCAUGGCAACGGCGACGUCUCAAAUACUCUUGCCUGAGAUCAACCUGAACGACACCUUCGAUACGUUCGCUCUGGACUUCUCCAGGGAGAAGAAGAUGCUGGAGAGUCUUGAUUACCUGACAGCUCCAGAUCCGCCUGUAAUCCGGGAGGAAUUAUGUACCGCUUCAUAUGACACCAUCACGGUUCACUGGACUACGGAUGAUGAAUUCUCCGUCGUCUCAUACGAGCUGCAGUACGCCAUCUUCACCAACCAGUCCAACGUUGUCAGCUUGUGUAACUCUGCUGACAGCUGGAUGAUUGUCCCAAACAUCAAGCAGAAUCACUACACGGUUCACGGCCUCCAGUGUGGCACCAAAUACAUAUUCAUCGUGAAGGCCAUCAACCAGGCCGGAGCUCGGAGCAGCGACCCCGGGAAGCUGAAGACCAACAGUCAGCCUUUCAAACUGGACCCAAAGUCCGCCCACCGAAAGCUGAGGCUCUCCCACGACAACCUGACGGUGGAGAGGGACGAGACCUCGUCCAAGAAGAGCCACAGCCAGGACCGCUUCACCAGCCACAGCAGCUACGGCGUGACGGGCAACGUCUACAUCGACAGCGGGCGCCACUACUGGGAGGCGCUGAUCGGAGGCAGCACGUGGUUCGCCGUGGGGAUCGCCUACAAGUCCGCCCCAAAGCACGAGUGGGUGGGCAAGAACUCGGCCUCGUGGGUCUUGUCGCGCUGCAAUAACUCGUGGGUGGUGCGACACAACAGCAAGGAGAUGCCCAUCGAGCCCUCCCCGCACCUGCGGCGGCUGGGGAUACUGCUGGACUACGACGCCGGCUUCCUGUCCUUCUACGACGCCGUCGGCUCGCAGCACCUGCACACCUUCGACAUCACCUUCGUCCAGCCGGUGUGUCCGGUGUUCAACGUCUGGAACAGAUGCGUCACCAUUCUCAGCGGCCUCCCCAUCCCUGACCACCUGGAGCUACCCGACUACAACUGAGGGCCUCCGUGGACCCUAAACAAAGAAUGAAAUAUGCAAAUAUUGGCUCAGGUGUGCGUUCCCACUAACGCCAGCAUCCGUAGAUAUGGCAUUUUUUUCUGUCGCGGUUUUGCAAUUGUGUUCCUGUGUGUAGGCGCCAAGCAAAGACUGUUUCCUUGUUAUAAAUAGCACUUUGAAAGCACAGAUGAUGUCACAGUUCAGCGUACAGUUUAGCCGUUCCUCUGUCGUGAGCCCUCUCGAGCUGUGGCAGCUUCAUAAUGAGAGUGGGCCGGGCAGGUCGGCAGGUCAUCGCAGGGCAAACACAGAGACACACCUGGGUGGAAAUGUUUGUGAGAUGAAGUCACUGUUCAAGAGCUGUGGCGAGUCACGUGAGUCCUGCUAUGAAAGAUUCAUGAACGACAGAGAAGGCAACACAGUCGUGUGCACUGCGAGAACAUUCUCCUAAAAAAGGGCCGUAAAUGCGUCAGACGACCUUGAAGCUAUCGACCAGGAUCCAGUUACGCACAGAGAAAUUCAUCCUCCGCGUACACUGACACGGUGAGACUUGGUUUCUCCGACGCUCCACAUUCAUUCAACGUGAUGGGAAUCACUGCUGUCCAGGUUUCAUCUCUGGCUCUCUGUUUGGUUCGAUUGAAGGCCUCAUACGGUGCAGUCAAACCAUCGGAGACAACUAUGUUGAACAUAUGGGGAGUGCAACAAGAGAGGAUGAGUGAGAUUUGUAUAAAAGCAAAAAUAAGUUAGAAUCACUGUCAUGCUGGAAACACCAUCCAGGAUUGGAAUAUCUAAUAUGCUAUCAUUGAGUUUUUUAUCGUAAAACAAAAAAAAUGUUUGCUUUUUAAAAUAAGUACAAUUCACAUUCAAUCCAAAGUUUUCUUUGAGAGAAGCGUCUCCCCAAAGUUCUGGUGUGCAAGGUAGCACUUUAGAUGAGGCGACAUGUACCACCAUAAAUGUGUAGCAAGUCAGCCAGUUGUUAGUGAGUAGUAAGUGUGGAUUAGCGUCUUGUUAAUAAGCUUUACACUGGGAUGAUCAUGUCACUCAAAAGCGCACUAUAAUGACUGAUUAUUAACGCUGUGUAAGAGAGUAAUUGGUUAUUAAUGAUGAUUUGUGUUCCCGUAUCUAAAGUGCAAUGAUUCAAGUCAAGUCUCCUCUUCCAGGCCACGAAUAAACAUUUAGGACCCAACAAAUCUUGAGAUGAAUUAUGAGCAUUGUUUAGUAUUAAAGUUGCUGUUUUCAGAAAUAAUUCCUCCAUGUUGUCAUGGCAACAGCCCGAGCUUGGAUUGGAUCGAAGUGUCUCGGGCGCUUUCAGGUUCAGGUUCCCUCUUUUAGUCUUCACUUCCUGUCACAUGUGGCUGUGCGAACUGGCUCGGUUCAGACUCAGGACCUUGAGUGUGUGACUCAUUCCCAGCUCCACCUUGUAUGUCACUGAUCGACCAGUAGUUGUCCUCUCCCCCCUCCUCAAACAUCCUGUCGACGCUCUCUCAUACUCUCGAUCCCGGUAUCGGCCUCUGCACAUGUCCGAUCACACUGUCGAAGCAAAGAUCUGUGUCCUGACGGGAGGCGUGACGUGUGAGGUCGAACCUUGUCGCGCCGCCUUUGCUCCACCACCCUCUGCACUUCACGUUAUUUAACAUUUUGAUGAUACUCUGUAAAACCAACAGCAACUUUAAAAAUCAAUUUUUACUGCCCGCUCAGCUCCGCGGGACUCGCCCCGACCCUCGCUGAGCCAAUAUAUAACGGGAGAUGAGAUUUGCUCUGACAAGUCUUUUUGUUCGCGUGUAACGUGGCUUGAAUUCCGCAGUGACUCCUCCAAACUCCAGCCGACAAGAGGAAAAACAUUCAUCAAGAGAACUCUGUGCGACCUCUCCGUGAGAUGCCCCGCAGACAGGACUGCCACAAGGACUGGACUGGAAGAUCUGUAUUUUUGUAUAUUUUCAACUGCAAAAUGGGAUUUAAUAAAUUAUGAGGAUGGAAACUUG